CCCCGAGUGGACCACAAGGAGACACGCGGUGGUCCGCGCUGAGUGGUCCCUCGACCGUGGCCCAGGGCAGACGACGCGUUCCAAGAGACGAUGACUCUGCGCAUGGCCAUGGCCGUCCUGCUGGCGAUGGCCCUCCUGGAGGGCGCGCUGGCCCGCCCCCACAGCCCCGACCCGGAACAGAACCAACUGCCCCCCAUCCGGCACCACAAGCAGCACCACCGCCACGGCGCGCACGGCCUGCACGGCCGCCACCACAUCGAGCUCGAGCGGCGCCAGCUGUGUGGAAGGAACCUCAGCGAGGCCCUGCGGCUGCUGUGCGCCGGCCGAGGCUACUACAGCCCCGACAGCGCCUCAGGGUCCUCGUCGAGGCACGGCGACACCGGCGUGGCCACCGAGUGCUGCUCCCAAGGCUGCUCGCAGCAGGAGCUGGAGCUGUACUGCCAGCCCCGGAAAAACGCGGCGCCGCUCGCCCUCAGCGACUCCUCGCCCGAGACCACGGAGGACCCCGACAGCGCCUCGCUGGACUCGGCACACCAGGCCAACCACAUCAGGCACUCGAUGGAGGCGGCCGGCAGCGCGGACAACAAGCCGACCGUCGUGGGGGGGAAGGUGUCUUCCGACAUGGCCGCCAUGCACUUCAACGUCUCCGAGAUGAUCAAGGUGGGCACCAUCCCCCAGCAGCACUUCAUCCCGGUGCGCAUCCCCCUCCGCCACAAGUCCAACUCGCUGCAGUGACCACCACCGUGCCGACGAGGCUUGGCCUGUUUGGCGAUCGAUCUCAGCUGGCGAGCAGCCUCAUAUCACUUCUAGGCGGCUCAAAACUCGGAUUUAGUAAUUGUUUUUUUUUUUAAUUUUUCUGUCGUUGGAGACAUCUUGUUUUAAAGUACAAACGAGAUUUCGGCAUCCUUCCAACCUUUGAGAAGCAUUUCAUAAAUCCAAUGAUUAAGUUGUUUUUUUAAACGUAUCUCUCAUGUGGGCUUUCGUCCCAAUGCGGAAAUAAGUUCAAUUCGUUUUAAAAUUGGACUCUAACUGUGAUGGCUUAUUUAGACUUCGAGGGUAGUACUCUCAACGUGAUAUAGAAGUGUAGUUUUUCGGCACAGUUCCUAUCUUUUACAAAGGAAGUCAAAAGCCGCGAUGGUUUUUAAUGUAUUUCCCCCGAUUUUUUCCCUUUUCAUUUGAAGUAGAAAUCAUGUUCCUAAAACAAUACUGAAAAGUUUGCAUGCUUCGGUCUCAUAUCGUUUAAUUUGUGUACUGUCUCUCUCGAUCAAACUGUGAGUGUAGCAAUAAACUCAAUCUUUAAUUUAAUAAAAAACGCUUUAAAAGUGACUCAAAAUCAGGAUGGAAUUUGUGCCGUGUGAUAAAAAGGUCAUGUUUAUGUUUCUUGUGAUGUACCUAGUUGUAAAUGGAACGCCGCAGUCUCUGUGAUGGGGCAGGCCCGCUGCCCGAAGCGUAUUACUCCGACUAGUAUUAAACCGCGGUCUGGUUCUCUUCGUUUCAGCAUAUUCAUGUAUUGCAAUUUUCGUGAUAUUCUUCAUGCUUCAUUCCUCUCACUUAUUUAAAACACGGUGAAUAAACUAAGAAGUCUUUAGUAAUUAGUUGUUGAGUUGACUAGAGUUAAGUUAUGAUAUAUUUUUGUACUGUAGCGUUCUGACACUCUUGUACAAAGCGAUCGCAUUGUAUGAAUUAAACAGAUGUUCAGUGAUAGUUCAA
Molecule: messenger RNA, 1710 nt
Organism: Thrips palmi
Lineage: Eukaryota; Metazoa; Arthropoda; Insecta; Thysanoptera; Thripidae
Exons: 5
Coding region: 91-735 (214 amino acids)
Cellular component (GO): extracellular region
Molecular function (GO): hormone activity
Source: RefSeq, a predicted model, not a curated record